AUGAAGUUUAGCAGCAUCCUGUCCGUCGGCCUCCUGGUCGUGUCGCCCCUGGCUGCGGCCUGGAGCAAGGAGGAUCGCGAGAUUUUCCGCAUUCGCGACGAGAUCAAGGCCCACGAGGCGAACCCCGACCUGACCUUCUACGAGCUUUUGGGCGUCAAGAACUCGGCCACCAUUGACGAGAUCACCAAGGCCUAUCGCAAGAUCUCUCGUACCCUCCAUCCGGACAAGGUCCGCCAGCAGCUCAUCGCUGAGCGCACCAAGGCCAAGAAGAAGGCCACCAAAGAGCCCGGCGUCAACGUCCAGAAGCCCCCUACCCAGAAGGAGAUCAAGUCGGCUGUCAAGAUCGCCUCGGAUCGCCAGGCUCGUCUGGGUCUCGUGCGCAACAUCCUGAGCGGCCCGGACCGCGACCGCUACGACCACUUUUUGAAGAACGGCUUCCCGGCUUGGAAGGGCACCAACUACUACUACAACCGCUACCGGCCCGGCCUGGGCACCGUGCUCUUCGGCGUCUUCCUCGUUGGCGCCGGAGCUUUCCACUACAUCGCUCUGUACAUGUCUUGGAAGCGCCAGAAGGACUUUGUCGAGCGCUACAUCAAGUUCGCCCGCAACGCCGCAUGGGGUGACAACCUCAGCAUCCCCGGAAUCGACACGACCCCGGCGCCCGCCCCCGCCCCGCCCGCCGACGAUGAGGAGGGUCCCCAGCAGCCCAUGAACCGCAAGCAGCGCCGUAUGCAGGAGCAGGUCGCCCGCAGAGAGGCCGCUAAGGAGCGCGGAGGCCGGUCCCGCAAGCCUGUCGCCGCCGCCAGCACCGGCAGCGGCACCGCCACCCCCCGCGAGGCCCCCGUUGUCCAGGCCGGCCCGACCGGCUCCAAGAAGCGCGUUGUGGCCGAGAACGGCAAGAUUCUCGUCGUCGAUUCCGUCGGAGACGUCUACCUCGAGGAACAGGAUGCGGAGGGCAACACGGAGCAGUAUCUUCUUGAUCCCAACGAACUGCCUCAACCCACUAUCCGAGACACGGCGCUCGUUCGUCUCCCCGUCUGGGCCUACAACCGCACUGUCGGCCGCGUACUUGGCCAGAACCAGGUUGACUUGGAGAUCGAUACCGAGGACCUGGAUUCUGACGAUGGCGAAAUCCAACACACCCCCAGCUCCGACUCGGCCGCCGAUGACUUUGAGCUCCUCGAGAAGUCGACUGAUUCUCUGGGCAAGGCUAAAGCUACGGGCGCGCAGACUGGCGGCAAGUCCAACAAGCGCAAGAACAAGAAGCGUUGA
This is a messenger RNA of Colletotrichum higginsianum IMI 349063, 1272 nucleotides long. Its product is annotated as DnaJ domain-containing protein. The transcript has 3 exons. Lineage: Eukaryota; Fungi; Ascomycota; Sordariomycetes; Glomerellales; Glomerellaceae. Gene Ontology annotation, cellular component: endomembrane system. The record is from RefSeq and is a predicted model, not a curated record. Bases 1 to 1272 code for a protein of 423 amino acids.